AUGGGCGUAUCCACACGAUCCCAGAGUGGAUUAAAACGUAAAAGGGAGGAGCAAGAAAAACAAGAUAAUAACUUUGACUACCAGAAUGAGAGGCUGAUUGAUGAGAAUCGGAGGUUGUAUCGGCGCCUGCACACUCAAGCUCGCGAGCAUGAGGAAAUAGAACAGGCCUAUAAACGACAGGUUGCUAGACUUACAAACGCAAAUGAAAGCAACGCCAGGACCCUGAACGCCAAACUAGAGGAUUUAAAACGUAACUUUCGAGGCUACGAAGAAACAGCACGUAGCUUAAGGUCUCAAUUAGAUGAAAAGACCGACUCUCUACAGCGAACCAAGUUAGACCUAAAUCGACACCGAAUGGAAUUGAGCAACGCGACCCGGAGAGCUUCGAAAGCAGAACAAGAGAAUACGGUAAAGAACCAGCAGAUGGAAUUCAUGAUACAACAAUACCUUCAACUAAGAGGGCCUCUUGCCGGCUGUUCUGCAUAUUUCAGGAAAUCAAAUGCCAUCUUGGAGGAACGAAUUGUUGCCUUGUCAAAACUGACCAACCGGGUCUCCGAACCAUGGGAUCACGUACGUAUAAACCACUACCUUGGAAGACCCGAGCACAGUCUCCAUCAUGCGGCAGCUACUGGAGAUGUGAAGGAAUGCUGGAGGCUUCUUUGCGAGGGAGUGAAGGUGGACAGUCACAAUAACCGAGGAAGAUCUCCCCUUGCCUAUGCAGUGGCUCACGGACAACUGGGAGCCACGAUUCUGUUGGUUGAGGCUGGUGCUGAUCUGCAUAAAGAGGGGAUACCAUUUUUGGACCGUCCGAAGGAUAUAACCUUCCUGGCAGUGUUUAUGAAAUCUUCUUUACAAUACACAGGAGAGCUAGCAGAUAUGUAUGAGGCUAUAGCAGAAUACCUUCGGGCUGAGACGGGAGUGCUACGAAAAUUCAUGACCCCAGGGAAAGGUCUGAAAGGCUUCAAUUUCUGGCUACUUGCAAACUCUUCACGGUUGUUGAGUGGGUAUCACUACCCUGGGCCCAAUGAAAGUAAUAAGCUAUCUGAAGAGAGCGAAAAAGGAUCCUGUUCGUGGCUAAAUUGA
This is a messenger RNA of Lindgomyces ingoldianus, 1083 nucleotides long. RefSeq lists its product as uncharacterized. The record is from RefSeq and is a predicted model, not a curated record. The coding region runs from base 1 to 1083 and encodes 360 amino acids. NCBI's taxonomy places the organism in Eukaryota, Fungi, Ascomycota, Dothideomycetes, Pleosporales, Lindgomycetaceae. Gene Ontology annotation, molecular function: protein binding. The transcript has a single exon.